AUGUUCAAUCACGGAGGAGGGUUUUUUACUCCUAAAAAUUUCUAGUUUCCUUAGCAUUUCACACCAAAAACUCUUAUUGGUCACUCAACUACAACAAAUGAAAGCUGUUCGCUAAUGUUGGAUUCUGAUGUAAGAUCAGUGACAUAUGCACUAAAAAGCUCAAAAGAAAGCACACUUCGCCAAGAAACGAACUCAACAUAGGGAGAAAACAAAAAUAUUAGGAUGAUAGAAUAUGAAGAAUUCGAAAAAAGCAACUCAUCUUAAAUUUAAUAUUCUCAAGAGUAAAAUAAUCACCAUAAUAAUUUAAUAGUAGAUGUUAGCACUGGGCGCAGUGGCAAACUUAUAGCUGAAGGAACACUUAGUCAUGCAGAUAGUGAAGAAAGAAACCAAGAAUAGAAUUUACAGUUUGAUUUCAAACUCAAGUAAUAAUAAUAAUCAAUUUCUUCUUCUUAAUAGCUGCUUGAUUCUUAAAAUUUUACAGAAAACUAGCGCAAUAAUCUUCAAUCUAAUGAUUUUUGGAUAUAAAAUGUUAAGUUGGAUUCAGAGUUACAAUUUGUAAAUAAAAGCCUUUAAAAAUUAGAUUUGAUAGAAAACAUCUAAAAUAUUUAAGAUGAAAAUAAGUUGUUAGGAUUUAGACACGAUGAUUUAUCUAGCAAUAAUAUUUUAUUAUAAAAUAAUCAAUAAGAAAAUCAUAUGGAUAAUAUUAACUAGAUUAUCUUAACUUAAGAAAAACCAAAAAAUAGAAUGCAAAUUAUAGAACUACAACAACAGCCAGAGUAAUAAUAAUAAGAGUAGGUUAUUAAAACAGCUUAAAGUGGCAAAGAAAAAAGCAAGAUUUAUGUGCAGGAUAACAAUUUUUAAGAGAGUAUAAUAUAUGAAGAAGAGGAUAGUGAAAACUCUAAAAGCACUGAUAGAUAAUAUUACAAACUAAAUAGAAGUAUUUCAAAUUAAAUAUUAGGUUAGAUAAAUUCUAUGCCAAGGUGUCAAUCUUCAGCAAGAAACGAAAGUCAGUAGAAAAAUUGCUCCAAUAAAAAUCUUCACAACACAUCUAAAAAUAGCUAGGCAUCAUUCAAUCAAAGUGUUUAAGCUUUCAAUAUUGAAGAAGAAAAUAGUGGGUCUAAACAAUAAUAAUAACAAAUAUUAUUUUAAUAGAAUCAAAUAAAAAGUUAAGAAAAUUCUCAGCAAAUGCAAGAUAUCAAUCUUCCUAAUUUAUCAGAAUAACUGAUAUAUCAAGUAGAGCAAUAAAUCGAAUAAAAAAAUUAAAAUAACAUUAAAUUUGUUACUUUUGAUUCUUAAUAGAAUUAGAAUUAGCAGACGAAGUAGAGCUAUUAGUAAUCUAAAGAGUAAUUGAAAAAUAGCUUUUUUUAGGCUAAUAAAUAGCAUUUGUGUAUUACUAAUAUCGAUACUAAUUUUUAAAAUUAAGAUUUCAAUUAAAAGCCUUUUUCAAGCUUUUAGUAAAAUAAUGAAAUUAUUUAUGAGUUUUUCGGAGCUGGUAAGAAAGAUAAUAUAAAAGAUUGCUAAGAUGUCUAUAAAUAAUAGCAGAACAUAGAUAUUGAGGAGGUGUAAUUGCAAGAAAAUCAAAUUUAGAAUGAUAAUUUUAACUCAGAUUUGAUACAAAUUACUUCAUAAAACUAGAAUUUAAAAUAAAAUUAAAGUGAAUUAGAUGAAGAAUAUAAGAAAGAGGCAGGGUCAGACAAACUUUUCUAUCCUAAUUCAUCUAAAUGCAAUUAAUCUUCUUUAGAAGAAUGCUACAACAACUAUUAGCAAGAUAAUGAAAUCAAAGAAAAUUAGAUUAAUGGCCCUAUUCAGAAACUAAACUUUGAUUAAUGCUAAAGCAGUGAAGGAUCUUAAAGCUCCAGAGAUGACCUUAACAAUGAUUCUAUAAUAUUGAAGCAGAACUUUUAAAAUUUGAUAACGAAUUACAAAAAAAGAAACUCUAGCUUUCCUUAGUUAAGUAAUAGUCACAACACAAGUAAAAAUAGUAAUUAUAAUACUAACAGUAAUCCAUAGAUUGAAGUGUCUCAAUCAAUAAAUCACAUGAAAGGCACUUCAGUUAGUAAUUCAAAUAAAAUAAACGAAAAUAAAGUUUUACAAGAUAAUUUAGAAGAAUAAGAUAGUUAACAGUAGCCAUUCAGGAGUGGACAAUAUAGUGUAAUCUUAAAAAAGUUAGAAGAAACUCUUGACAUGAAUAGUGAGAGUGAUUUUUAUCUUAUCAAGAAAUUACAACUCUCGCAUGGGCAUGGCGUCUCUUAGUAACAUUCAGAAAUAGAUAAUUCAUAAAAUUAAAUUUAACCCCAAAUAACUUAAUAAUACAAGAAGAUAAAUCCAAUCACAAAUCAAACUUAUAUUUUAGAAGAAACAGGAGAAGAUUUUAUAUUUAAUUCUAAGGAAAUUGAAAGAUUAGAAUAGAUUGACAAUAGCUUUUUUGCUAAUAACAAAGAAAACAUGGGUGGAUAGAAUUCUUCAAUCAAUUUUGAUAGUAAAGUACUACUAGCAGAUACUAUUUAUAGUAGCUGUAACACAAGUCAUUUAUAUUUUAUAAAUUAAUCUUCUGAAAAGAGAGGUUUUAAAUCUCAUUAAAAAGAAAGGAAAUCUCAUUUUAUAAACAUUCAUGAAAAUUCCUACAAUUAAUAAUUAUAAAAUGGAACAUCUUAAUUAAAUAAAGUAAAAAAGAAUUGCUAAAAUGAAAACUAAAUUCCAUGCUAAGCCUUGUCUAAAGCUUAACAGCAACAAAUCAAUAAAAUUUGCUUAGAUAACUAAAAUAGCAAAAAUUCUUUGCUUCAUUUAAAUUAGCAAAAUGAAACAAACUAAAUAUAAAUGUAAAACAGGAAUUCGCAAGUAUCUAAUGAAAGCAGCAAUUAAGAAAUCAAUUACAUAAAAGAAAUAGAGUAUCUGAAGAGAGAAGUUAUCAAAUUAAAUAAAGAUUUAAAGAACAUUGAUAUAUAAAAUUAUAAGUAUUAAGAAAUUAUUGACCAACAACAAGCUAAUAUCCUUCGACUUGAAGAAAAGUUAAUUUAUUACAAAGAUGAGGUAAAGUCAAAGUAAUAGUAAAUAGAAAACAAAGACAUGCAAAUAAAUAAACUUUUUGAAGAAAAAGAAGAGCUAAAAUAGAAAAAGAAAAAACUGAAAGAAUAAAUCAAAGCAAAAAAUUAAGAAAUAUAUUAGCAGUAAAGAGUGAAUUAUACUGCAAAAAACGAAGCAAUUCAUAAGUUGCAAUAACAAAUUGAUUAAAAAAAUGGCAUCUUAAAUGAGAGAAAUGAAUAAUUCUAAGUAAUAUAGCAAUAAAUUUCUGACACAAGCAGCUAGCUUGAAGCUAAAUAAUAAGAAAUUCAUUAUCUUAUUUAAGAAAAUUUAUAGUUGAAAGAAUAAAUAAAAUUUUACUCUUAUGAUUAAUCAAAUAGCUACCUAUAAACUUCAAACAAAAGCUUUACAGGUAAUACUAGUUAGUUCAAUUAGAAUUGUGCUAGAAAUAACAAAGUAGCUAACUCAGAGUAUAAUAACAAAUAUGAAAGUAAUUUAUAACCAAAUUAAACAACUUCCUCUUCUUCUUCCUCUUCUACAUAAUAUGUUUAAUAAUUUAUUUAAUCUGGAAAUAAUUCUCAAGAUUAGAAAUCGUCCAACCUAUCAAAUUAAAAUGAUAAACGAAUUCGUUCAUUUUCAUAGAACGACACAUGUAAUUAAAACUAAUUUUAUGGCUAAAAAACUGCUUUAAAUUUAGAUCAUAUGAUCUCUUCAUAACCAUAUAACUUAACAGAGGAGUCCCAAUAAUUUUUAACAAAAAGUACUUAAUAAGACAUAAUAAGUAGUUAAGAAAUGCAGGGCUAAUAAAUAUUUAGUCAUCCUAGAUCUUCUUUCCAAGGAAAUUAAAUGAUUGGAGCAGAUUAAAACUAGAAUAGAUUCUAAAAUAGCUUGCAGGGAAAUUAAGAUAAGCUUAAAAAUUAACAAGUUCGAUACAGCUAUGAUAAUUAUAAAAACUACUAACAAAAUCAGUAAAAGCCUACAAAUUUACCUUAGCCGAUGACAUUAAAUUCAGCUAUCGCUUAAUACAAAAUUUAAGCAUUAGAAGAUAGAAAGUACACUGAAACAAUCAAUAAUACUAAUUCAAGCAAUCCUAUCCUAGUUAAUUAAUAAUAUAAUCCACUUGAGUCUUCAUUUAAGUAAUCUAAAAGCCAAAAAUAAAUAGAAAAUAACACUAAUUCUAGUACUUCUUUUGGUUUUAAUUGUAAUGAAUCAAUUAGCUAAUUAGGUAACAGAAGUUAAAUUUCAACAUCAUGCAAUAGCAGACACUAUGAGUCUCAUGCAAGUAACAGCUAAGUAGCUAGCAAUAAUAAUUCAUAAAAAAGUUUAAUAAGUGUUAAUUAAAAGAAUUAGCAAAACUAAUAUUAAUAGUAACAACAAAAGUAACAAAUACAUUAAUAAAAUAAUUAUUAUGAAAAAAAUGAUCCUUAAAGCAAUGUAAGAUCGAGGACAGGUGAUCACAGUAGCAAAAAUCCUCAAUAUACCACUUUUAACGAAAAAGCAAGAAACAGUUCAUCAUAAACAAGCAAAGAAGUUUACUCAUAAAACUCAAGAUUGCAUAAUAAUUACUCUAAUAAAGAGAAUUUGCAACAAAAAUUUGAAAACACAUAAUAAAAUAACUUAAAUAAAAACUACUCAACUAAAUUGCAAGAAAACACUGUGUUAAACUUAUAAAAUAAUAAAUAGCUAAAUAAUUUUAAUCAAAAUUAAAUUAAGUUAAACUUUUAAGUUGGUGAAAGAGUUUCAACUUCUCCAAGCAGAAAUUAAAAAGGAAAUUAAAUUAUCCAUGACGAACUAAACGAAUAUAACUCAGUACCUUCAUACACUAAUAAUGAGCUGGUUUAAGAAAAUAAAUAACUUUUAGGAGAAUAUAUUUACUAAAAUUAAUUAAAUGGUAGAAAAUAAAUGUAAAAUAACAUAGACGUAGCUUCAAUCAAUAAUAAAAUUAAUUCAAAUAAUAAGUUGAUUUAAAAUUUAAAUCUCAAUAAAAAUAAGUAAAGCUCAUGUUAAGGCAGUACACACUCAAUAACUCAAAACAAUUAAAUAAAUAGUAACUAAAAUAUCCAAUAAAAAAUAAAAAGAGAGCAUUCCUAUUCUUUAAAUUCUUAGAUUACUUAAAUGGAUUAAAAUAAUUAGUAAAAUCCUUAACUAAGUUCAUCCUUGAUAGAUUAGAAUAAGUUUAAAAAGCCUCCGAGAUCGACAAACGAAAUGAGGUAAUCAUUAUAAGGAUCUUCACAACAGUAGAUUUUGAUUUCUACUCAGCAAAUUAAUGUAAACAACCAUAACGAGAACAUCAAUUUUGGAAACAUAGAAAAUAGAAAUUCAUAAAAAUAGGUUGCUUUUUCAAUCCAAGCAAACCAAAUAAAUGAAUUUUCUAAGUAAAACAACAACAACAAUAACAACAACAUCAACAACGAAUUAAGUAUGCAACAGAGUAUUUAAUUAAAAUAAUAAUAACAAUAGCAAUAUUAUCAUCAUCAACAACAGUAAUAACAACUGUAAUCUUCUCAAAGAUUUGAAAAAUUCUAAAAGUGGAAUAAUCAAAUAAACAGUUUGAUUUGA
Tetrahymena thermophila SB210 is the source of this 5580-nucleotide messenger RNA. RefSeq lists its product as hypothetical. The transcript has a single exon. Lineage: Eukaryota; Ciliophora; Oligohymenophorea; Hymenostomatida; Tetrahymenidae. The record is from RefSeq and is a predicted model, not a curated record.